Morone saxatilis (striped sea-bass) is the source of this 873-nucleotide messenger RNA. It is a transcript of the gene kcnk10a, whose product is annotated as potassium channel, subfamily K, member 10a. The record is from RefSeq and is a predicted model, not a curated record. Gene Ontology annotation, molecular function: potassium channel activity. The transcript has 3 exons. Bases 1 to 834 code for a protein of 277 amino acids. Lineage: Eukaryota; Metazoa; Chordata; Actinopteri; Moronidae. Gene Ontology annotation, cellular component: membrane. Gene Ontology annotation, biological process: potassium ion transmembrane transport.
AUGAUCACUGACUGUGGAGACCGUAGGAUUGAGUAUCGGAAGUGGUAUAGACCACUAGUGUGGUUCUGGAUCCUGGGUGGUCUUGCCUACUUUGCUGCAGUGCUGAACAUGAUUGGUGACUGGCUGAGGGUGCUGUCUAAAAAGACAAAAGAAGAGGUUGGAGAGAUCAAGGCUCAUGCAGUGGAGUGGAAAGCAAACGUGCGAGCAGAGUUCCGGGAGACACGCCGGCGUAUGAGUGUUGAGGUCCAUGACAAGCUGCAGCGGGCCGCCACAAUCCGAAGCAUGGAGAGACGACAGCUAGGCUUGGACCAGCGCGCUGUGUCCUUGGACAUGCUUUCCCCAGAGCGCCGUGCCAUCUUCAACAGCCUGGACACCAACAGUUAUAAGACCUCCUCCCAGGAGAGCAUUGACACCAAGCUGAACAACCUUCGGAUUCGGGGGGCCGAGCAGUGCGACAGGCGCUCCAACCACCAGACUACGUCAGAGGACAACAUUUUCAACCGCCUGGGCUCCGUCACUAAACUGGCUAAGCGCAACAGGAAUCGAGACCUAAAGAAAAACAUCCCAGAUGAGGCUCGUCGGCCUCACAGCGAGGCCUACGGCUGCAGCACACCCACUUUCGACUGUAGCACACUCACAGCAGAUGAAGGUAAAAGGAAGGACAAUGGAGAGGAUGAAAAUGAAGACAAGGAGUGUAACACUAGCUUGUCUGAUUUUCCACUGUUUGUGGAAGCUUGCAAGCCCCAGAAUGGGUUUAUUCCAGAUCAAUCCAAAGAGAAUGAGAGUGAAAAAAUACUUAAAACAAAAGAGCUGCAUAUUCAGAUGGACCCAUAGACAGUGUGUUGUCCUACAGAAGGAAGUUUUAAAUGCCAC